Messenger RNA from Rhinolophus ferrumequinum (greater horseshoe bat), 4239 nucleotides. RefSeq names its product von Willebrand factor A domain containing 5A (gene VWA5A). The record is from RefSeq and is a predicted model, not a curated record. The coding region runs from base 117 to 2468 and encodes 783 amino acids. The transcript has 19 exons. NCBI's taxonomy places the organism in Eukaryota, Metazoa, Chordata, Mammalia, Chiroptera, Rhinolophidae.
AAAUUUUCAAGCCUGAUGUUUUUGCAGUGACUCAGAGGCUCGGGACUGCUGCAGAAGGAGACACCCUCUGCUUCUGUCUCUUCACCUGAAAGCCACCUCCCUUGCCCUGUGUCACCAUGGUGCGUGCCUGUGGCCUACUAACCCGCCUGGAGGAACCAGUGCCACUGAAGAGCAUCUCUGUGACCUUGUCCAUUUGUGAGUUUGUGGCUGGUGUGUCUGCUACCUUAAAUUAUGAGAAUGUGGAGAAAACUCCUUUGGAGGCCUUCUUUGUAUUCCCCAUGGAUGAAGACUCAGCUGUCUAUAGUUUCGAGGCCAUGGUGGAUGGGAAGAAAAUUAUGGCAGAAUUACAGGACAAGAUGAAGGCCCACGGCAACUAUGAGAAUGCCAUCAGCCAGGGCCACCAAGCCUUCCUAUUGGAGGAAGACAAGUGCUCCAGGGAUGUCUUCUGUUGUAAUGUGGGGAACCUCCAUCCUGGGUCGAAGGCGGCACUCACCCUGAAGUAUGUGCAGGAGCUGCCCCUGGAAGCAGAUGGCUCCCUGCGCUAUGUGCUCCCAGCUAUUCUGAAUCCUCGGUACCAACUGUCUGGAUGGCCUGAGGACAGUUGCCUUAAAAUGAAGACUCCUGUAGUCCCGUUGGAGGACCUGCCCUACACACUCAGCAUGGUUGCCACCAUCAGUUCCCAGCAUGGCAUUCAGAGAAUCCAAUGCAACUGCCCCUUGAGUCCCAUUGAAUACCUUGGAGAUGAUAAGACAUCUGCUCAGACUUCCUUGGCUGAUGGACACAAAUUUGAUCAAGAUGUGGAACUCCUAAUUUACUACAAUGAGGUACAUACCCCCAGUGUAGCUGUGGAGAUGGGGAAACCUACAACGGAGCCAGACUGUUUGAUGGGAGAUCCAUGUGCAAUGGUGAGUUUCUACCCGAAUAUUCCAGAAGCUCAGCCACCAAUUACCUAUGGAGAAUUUGUCUUCCUCAUGGACCGCUCAGGAAGUAUGCAGGGCCCAAUGAGUAAACAGGAUAAAUCUCAGCUGCGCAUAGAGGCAGCCAAGGAAACACUGAUUUUGUUGCUGAAGAGUUUGCCUAUAGGCUGUUAUUUCAACGUGUAUGGAUUUGGAUCUUGCUAUGAGGCAUUUUUUAAGCGUAGUGUGAAGUACUCUCAGCGUACCAUGGAGGAGGCACUGAGGAAACUUAAACUUAUGAAGGCUGAUCUAGGGGGCACGGAAAUCUUGACACCACUCAAGAACAUUUACAGUGGACCUUCCAUCCCCGGCCACCCCCUACAGCUUUUUGUCUUCACAGAUGGAGAAGUUACUGAUACAUUUAGUGUAAUUAAAGAAGUUAAGAACAACAAUCGGAGGCACAGAUGUUUCUCAUUUGGUAUCGGAGAAGGAGCCUCCACCAGCCUAAUAAAAGGCAUUGCCCGGGUAUCAGGGGGUGCAUCAGAAUUUAUCACAGGCAAGGAGAGGAUGCAGUCCAAGGCUCUUAGGGCCCUGAAACGUUCUCUGCAGCCUGUAGUAGAGGAUGUUUCUUUGAGCUGGGAUUUGUCUCCUGGUCUCUCUGCGAAAAUGCUUUCCCCAGAACAGACUGUCAUCUUUAGAGGUCAGAGGUUAAUCGUCUACGCCCAAUUGACUGGGAUGAUGCCGCCAGCAGAGGCAACAGGAGAAGUUUGCCUCAAAUACACCCUCCAGGGCAAGAAUUUUGAGAAUAAAGUGACAUUUUCUCUACAACCCAAGACUGAUACCAACCUUGCCAUUCACCGCCUUGCUGCCAAGUCCUUUCUCCAGACUAAGGACAUGGGCUUCAGGGAGACUCCAGCAAAUGAUAAAAAAGACGUGUUAAAAGUCAGCAUUGAGUGUGGAGUCAUAAGCUCCCACACAGCAUUCAUUGCCAUCAACAAGGAUCUCAACAAGCCAGUUCAGGGCCCCCUGGUUCGUAGAGACAUUCCAAGGCCAAUUCUAUUGUGUGCUUCUGCUGCGAUGUCCCGUGGAGGUGCUUAUACAAAGGCCUCAUCCUCCUACCGUCCUCCUGCGUCUCGGCCCAUGAGGAGCACUUCUUACUACUCAAGCAUGUCAUACCAGCAAAAUUGUUAUGAUCCCCAUAGGUCCACAAUUAGCAAGAGCCUGUAUUCUCUAGUCUUCGGAGAUAAUCAUCUUGUACAGCUGAUUUCCCUCCAAAAGGCAGAUGGUUCCUGGGAUCUGAAUGAAGGUCUGGCCAUGGUUCUAGGUAUGAGUUUGGAAGAUAUACUGGCUGCACUCCCUAUCCAGAAUGGGGAUUCCUCAGGCUGGGCCACAGUCUUGGCGGUGCUCUGGCUCCAUGCCAAUGCUAAGGACAUGAAGUCCGAGUGGGAGCUUCUGGAAAGAAAAGCUGUGGCCUGGAUUCACAUGCAUGCAGGCUCUGUCAUGAAUGUGCUUAUGAGAGCUGCUAUUGCUUUCCUGAAAUCAUCUGUGGAUCCUGCCAUCUUUGUCCUCUGAGGAUACCAUCCAGAAAAAACAAGAUCUUCUUCUAUGCUACUGUCCUUUUCUUUACGCCUUCUUCUGCUGUAAUGUGUUUUUGUAUUUUACACCUGCCCUGUCAGUUUCUUGUCAUAAAAGUAAAGGAUGCCCACCCCUGACCCCUGCCUCUGUGUUCCAGGAUAUAAUUUUCAUUAAGAUAAUGAUUUUCCUUUGGAUAUAAUUUUCCUUUCCCCAGCAAAUACCCUCAGUGAAGUGUCAGUAGUCCCAGAACAUGUUCCCUUUCUUGGAGAAACGGAUUCCUAGGCAAGUAAUCAAAGGAUUCCUAGGCAGUAAGGUUCCUCCUAGGUUUUCCAGAGUGAUAACAUGAAAAACAAGUGACAUAGACUCCAGACUAAAGAUUACAACAUUGAUGUUAGAGAAUGCCUGAAUUAGAGAAUUCUCUGCAUUAUUUUUAUUUGCUUUUGAUUUUAUAUACUUAUCAGGACCAGACUGGGGAACUAUACAGUUUUCUAUUCUUAGAGACGAGGAAGGGAGGUUAAAAGCCAAUGCUGGGAUUGAUAUAACCUCAAAUGACAAAGAGACUCAAUGGGUCCAGUGUGAGCAAUGGCACUGUUGGGGACCUUCUUGAUGGAUGCUAUUUGGGUUUUGCUACCCGAUACUGCAUGUCUUCUCUCUCAUUGCCUAAAGGACUUGGGUUGAAUUAUACCUCUUGGGGACAUGUUUCUCUUUAAUCAGGAACCAUCUUAGUAAAAGGAUGAUAAUGGAAUCCUUACUCCUAGCCUGAACCUGUGAGGCUCCUAAAGCACGCUCUGAUCUAGUAUACUAAAGGAAACAAAAAGUUUAAAGGUAGUUUUGCCUGAGACCUUAACUACCCCAUUAUAAAGGAAGGAGAGCCCCUUGAUUGUUUGUGACCUUUAUAUUCUACAUUCUCUAUCCUAGUGAAAGUGACCCUAUUUGAUGUGUUGUCCCCUAAAAUACUGUUGUAUCAAUAUUAAAAUGGCUAUCUCUACUCUGCACUUUGUUGUAUCUGAUCUUUUGUAGAUUUAUUCACUGAACCUGCAUUGGUUUAAUUAUGCCUUGUUUUUCCUUCCAACUUUUCUGAUGCUGCCAAUGUUCGCACUGUGUACUGUCCCCAUAACUUACGUUUUAGGCUGAUUUCCUGUCUUACUUGAAGCAAGUUAAGGGCACUGGACAGAAAACUACUGUUUAAGUCCUGACCACACACUUAAAUAGUUAAGCGAUGAUAAAUAAAUAAAUAACUUCUCAAAUAAAUAAAUAACUUCUCAUGAGCUUAGUAUACCCAUCUGUAAAACUAAAUGAUUGAAUUAGAACUCUGUUAUCACUUUCACCUUGAAUACUCAAGAAUCCAGACCUCAAUAUCUGUUCAUCCUUUAAGGUAUAGGAUGGGCCUACGCUGAGUUCCAUUAAACUGCUGAGUGAACUGGCGUGAUUUGCUUGAGUUGCAUAAUAGAGACUGAUCUCCCAGGACUGGAGGGCUGUGGCAUCACCUGGAAGCUUGUUAGAAAUGCAGGCUUUUAGGCAACCACAAAGAACUACUUUAUCAAAAUCUCCAUUUCAACACAGGUCUCCCAGUAAUUCAUGUGCACAUUAAACUGAGAAGUGAAGGCUUAGCUUUUUUCAUGAAACAGGCUUGUUUCCAAAUCUGCCAUGUAGAUAGGCCAUAUUGAUGUAAUGACAGAGGAGACAACUUUGUAAGGACCAUGAAAUGUCUAGAUCUGCCCACUGCCCAGAAAAAAUGACCCUUUACAUUUAUUACGUAGAGCAUGUG